UCUGCUGAGACGCCGGUCCACUGCAUGGAGCCGGAAGGCGCAUGGUAGCGCAGGGAGGGCGGCAGGGGCCUCCGGGAGACACCACAGCCUUUCAACUUGACUAACUCCACCAAGACUGAUGGAUCUGAAGAGAGUGCUGUCCUUUCCUCCAUACCCUGGGGGAUACCUACAUCCAGUGGUGUAUGCCUGCACUGCAGUCAUGCUGCUCUGUCUGCUCGUCUCCAUCAUGACCUACUUUGUCCACCACAGCGUGAUUCGCAUCAGCAGGAAUGGCUGGCACACACUCCUCAACUUCCUCUUCCAUACUGGACUGACAUUUGGAGUUUUUGCUGGCGGCAUCAAUCAGAUCAACUUACCCUUUGUGUGUCAGAUUGUUGGUAUUGUACUCCACUAUGCUUCUUUGUCUACCAUGCUGUGGCUGACGUUUACUGCUAGAAACAUCUGUAAAGAUGUGUCCAAAGACCCGCUUCAAGCCCAGGACAGGAAUGCACCAGCCCAGACUCGCACCAAGCCAACUAUCCUCAGAUUUUAUCUUGUAAGUGAUGGAAUUCCCCUCAUAAUUGUUGGAAUUACAGCAGCAUUUGGUAUGGAUAACUAUGGCAGCAGGGAUGAUGCUUUAUAUUGCUGGAUGGCGUGGGAACCAAGCCUGGGGGGGUUCUACGCCCCCAUGAGUCUUCUGGUCUUAGUCAUGUGUGUGUACUUUUUGUGCACCUACAUCCAGCUGAAGCGCCACCCAGAGAGGAAAUACGAGCUGCGGGUUCUGAGAGAGGAGCAGCAACAGUUGGCAUCGAACGAAUCAAACCACCACUGCCAAACUGAGAGCGGGGGAUCAUCAGGGCCGACUGGGGACUGUCCGCCAUUUGCUGCAGGUGUAUCGGUACUGGCCAAUGAGCAUUCGUUUAAAUCUCAGCUCCGGGCCACAGCCUUCACCCUGUUUCUGUUCCUGGCUACCUGGGCUUUGGGGGCAUUGGCGGUAUCACUGGGGCAUUUUCUGGAUAUGAUAUUCAGCUGUCUGUAUGGGGCUUUUUGUGUCACUCUGGGACUCUUUCUUCUCAUCCAGCAUUGUGCCAAACGUGAUGAUGUGUGGCACCGUUGGUGGGCUUGUUGCCCAUCCAAGUCCAAGACAGAUGACGGGAAUGGGGACGGACAGAGCCAAAGGCAGGUGCUCCAUCAGCCACACUGCCACCUGAACCCCCCAUUCUCAGGCAAGCAGUCGCUGCUUUCUCCUCACCUUAUGCAAAGUCCUUUCCACAAAAUGACACCGCCUCCCCAGAGCCCGACACCGAAUCACACAGCCCCAUGCUGUUUGGCUGUGAUGAGCCCCGUCACCGCAUCCCCCAUCACACCCCUCAUCGAGCCAGUGCCCUCACCACGGCCGCAGUCACUUCCCGAUGAGCUCCCUCGUCCAACUCUUCCCCUACAGAGCUGCCUUACUGACAGAACAAAGUCACGCUCCUUUAACCGCCCACGCCCGUUACUCAAGGACUACCAUUCCCACAUGACCUCCACUAGUAUGGAUGGGAGUGUGCACAGCUCUCACCUGGACAGCCCUCAUGCUGCACACCACCUAGACGGCUCACCACUGGUUUCCAGCAGCCCGCAUCCGGAUCUCCAGCUUGCCUGUCCCAGCCCUCAAUUGGACAAUCAGCUGGCUUCGUGCCACAGCCUGCAACGCCAGACGUCCUGCCACAGCGUGCAAGAGUCAAUGGCUUCCUGCCACAGCCACGCCCACAACAUGCAUGACAGCAUCACGUCCUGUCACAGCCUACUUCUGCCUUCUCAUGGGGUUCACACAUGCCAGUGGCGCAUGUACAGCUCAGCCGACCACUCGUCCAGCGCAAGCUGUUGUGAGAAGUCCGAUCCCUUCACCUUGCAAUACCAGCAAGACCCUGACAUUUACAGUUGCAUGUCAAAAACAGCAGACCAAGAGAAAGACAGCCUCAGUGUAGAGGUGGAGCAUAAAGGUUUCCCAAGAAAUACCCUGCCACGGCAUGCCACUAUAGGUCGGCGGGGCGCCAUUGGGCGAAACAGGAGCCUGCAAGAAGAUGGCCUGUUUGGUUCAGAUGCCACAGGAAACAUACGGACUGGCCCUUGGAAGAAUGAAACCACGGUAUAGUUUUUUUCUAUACUUGGAACAGCCAGGCCUUCCAGCAGCCCUGUAUUUGGAUUACUUUGUAAGUGUUUGAGUUUCCUUGCCUUCAGCUUUGUCCUUAAAUCACAGGUUGAUUUUUUUUUUGUGAAUUUCCAUACCCCCAUUGAUAUUUCAGAUCCCUUUAUGGCAAAGUUAACUUUAAAGAUGUUACAACACAAUUUUUACAAGGAACAUUUAAACAGAGGAAACGUUCAAUCAAUGCUGAACUAUUAUUGUGCUCCAUGAUGUUUAAAGUUGCAGUCAGUGUUGUUAUGGACCUUCAGGGCCACAGUUGCUCAGUAAUUAGCAAUGUUACAACAAGAGUCGGAACAAUGUCAGUUUCAGUUGAGGCCUUUUCUUUGUGUGGAGUUUUCUUUACGUUAAUGUCAGUUCUGUUUCACAUUCCUCCUACAGUCCAAAGACUUGCAGGACAGGUAAAAGCAGUAGGACAUAUACCUCAAUUCAGCCUCCAUUAUUUCAUUUGUGUAAAUAAAAUAGCAGACCCAAUCUAAAAGGGACUGCAGAUGACCUUUUUACUGGAACAAACCCAAAAGUUGUGUCUACAGUAGAGCUGAUUUUACUUCAAUUUGUUUGAGUAUCAGAGAGAUAGAUGUAGAAACCUAAAUACAACAACAACUCAGCAGUACACAAACCACUGAUUGUUGCAAUCCAAUGAGUCUACACUGGGUUGUAGAUUGAGUAAUUCUGUCUGCUCUGGAAUGCCCAGAGUCCCAGAUCCUGGGGCAGAUCUCAGUUAUUAUGAUUAUCACAAGGACCUGUGAAGAUCUCUGUUCUGCCAGUGCCCUUGAAGAAGGAAAUGUGAUUUUCAACAUAAUUACCUCCGCCAAGGAGGUUAUGUGACACCCGGCGUCUGUCUGUCUGUCUGUCUGUUAGCAAGAUAACUCAAAAACGCCUGGGCAGAUUCACAUGAAGUUUUGAGGGGAUGUAGACUAUGGUAAGAGGAAGAGCUGAUUUAAUUUUGGUGGCAAUCCAGAAAGAAUCCUGGAUUCUGGAUCACUUUGAAUUUUUUAGUAUGUUUUAGUAUGUGGUCCAAAAUAGGACAAAAACACCAUAGGUUAGUAUGUCGUCCAACAAAUUGGAACAAGGUGUCCAGGUAGCUCCACUGGUUAAGAAGGUGAUUUGUAAACAGAACUGUGUCAGAGAUGCAGGUUUGAUUCCAGCUCAUGAUCCUUUAUUGCAUGGGUUUCCUGUUUUCCUCUCUAUCCUUGGCGGAGGUCUGCACUCUCUGAGUGCUUUUUCUAGUUUCUAUUGCCAUUUGGCCAACUCCAAGUUGCUCUGAGUACUGAAAGGAUGAUGACACCGAAUUCAAAUAUACCCAAGCACAACUAGACUCUAUCCAAAAUGUGGUUGCCAUGAAACAGAAACUGAGAGAGGAAAGACAAAUCUCCUAAACUGACGGCAACAUGAUUCACCAGCAGUUAUACUUAUCUUCAGAUUAGACAGUAUAAUUUGGACCUAGCCUGGCACAAGAACUAUAGUUGCAAAGAAAUACUCUGCUGGGAUCUGGAUUUGAAGUUUAACAGACCAUGUGCAGUGCAGUGUUUCCCACUCAAAAAUAUACUUUCACAUUUUCUGUAUCAUUGAUUUAUAAUUCAUAAAAGAAGCAGAGCCAGAAUAAUGUUCUAUAUGCCCACAUAAAUCCUGCAAGAGGAGCUGUUUUUUCUUUUUGUAGUAAUUCCCUGUGUCCAUACUAACUAAUUCCUAAGAGAGACACAAUUCACAGCCCUUGCUGUGUGCAAAACACACUUCCAAAGUCUAUUUCAAGAUCAUUUGGGCUUUCAAGUUAGUUGUAGCCAUUUAAGGGGACAGCAGAUAGAUCCCCCAGCACUUAGACUGGAACUGCAUUAGAAGGGGACCUCCUAUUGUACCGUAAACAGCAGGAAGAGCUGCUUCAUUGUUGAUUUGGGCACCUAGCUUUAAAGAAAAUGUGACCCUACCCUUUAAGAUUGCAAACAGAUCUCAAAAGUCCACAAGCGGAUCAUUAAGGUUUUAGAGAAACUGUUGUGCACAUUGAGAGUUUUAAAGAGUUUUCAUCAACAGCUGCAAAGCCCUGUUCAUGUACAGUAUUAUGCAAAGAGGCAGAAAGAUAUUAUUGAUUGCACCUUUGAAUACUUGGAUUGAUCCAUUUUUAAAAGAUCUAUAUUUGUUAAUGUUACAUUUCUAAUCGAAUUUUCACAAUAUUAUUUUAAUCAGAGUGGUUAUACAUCUGAAAACACAUUUGAAACCGCGUGAGCAUGUGUGUGUUUUUUUAUGUGUGCAACAGUGCAUGAGUAGUGUGUUUGUGCUAUAUGUGUGUGUUGUUAUGGAUCCACCCCUGCAGAAUUUUAUGAAUAUCUUGAUAAAUAUUAAUUUAUGACA
Molecule: messenger RNA, 4510 nt
Organism: Acanthochromis polyacanthus (spiny chromis)
Lineage: Eukaryota; Metazoa; Chordata; Actinopteri; Pomacentridae
Gene: adgra1a
Product: adhesion G protein-coupled receptor A1a
Exons: 6
Coding region: 119-2116 (665 amino acids)
Biological process (GO): G protein-coupled receptor signaling pathway; cell surface receptor signaling pathway
Cellular component (GO): plasma membrane; postsynaptic density; glutamatergic synapse
Molecular function (GO): G protein-coupled receptor activity
Source: RefSeq, a predicted model, not a curated record